Messenger RNA from Symsagittifera roscoffensis, 1590 nucleotides. RefSeq lists its product as uncharacterized. The transcript is spliced from 2 exons. NCBI's taxonomy places the organism in Eukaryota, Metazoa, Xenacoelomorpha, Acoela, Convolutidae. Bases 206 to 1072 code for a protein of 288 amino acids. The record is from RefSeq and is a predicted model, not a curated record.
UGCUUCUUUUUCAGAUAAAAUUGUUUCCUUGAGUUGGAUUCGCAUUGGAAACUGAGUUGCCUUAGUCGUUUUCUUGUGUGAAGAAAUACUACUACUAUUCUGUUGACUCUGAAUUGGCUGGGCUUGUCUUACCAUUACUACCAUAAACCAGAGGAGCUUAUACAUUAUAGCAUUUCAUCGUCAAAUCUGAAAAGAUUGUCAAAAAAUGAACCGUAUUAGCGUGGCAUUGGUCGUUCUGGCGUCUGCAGCUGUGUUCUGUGCACCUACCGACUCCGAUGGCUCGAACUCCGUGGACAAAAAGACACCCCCUAAUGAAUGGGGUCCAUAUUACACUCUCCCUGAGCAGAUGCCGGACAUGGCGAUUCUCUUUAGAAACGUGCUUUCAUCCUACCUUAGCUCCAACCUACCGGGAGAUAAGUGUGAUAAACGCGAUGCCAUGUUUGAGAGAUGGUUCCAGAGUUCAAAGGAUCCGGACCUGCAUAUUCUGUCCUUUUAUUGCAGAACUAGUGGAGUCAGGGGUUACCAGCACCUGAAGAUCAAGAAAACUGGCAAGCACGACGGAAAUGUUUUGGAGUUCCAGAAGUCUCUGAAACUAUUUGGCAUCAUGGACGCCGGCGGCUACGAAAGUGAGAAUACAAAAGAAGGAAAAGAGGCGGAAAAGUUGCAAAACGAGUUGCUUGAGAAAGUGAAGCCGCAAAUCAAGAAGCAGCCAGACCGAGAUCCUUCGAAGGAGCUGUGUCCUGACGCUGGAAACAAGACAGUCAUGACUUUUGUCGAGACCAAGAUCGAAAACGGACUCUACUACUAUAAGUUCCCCGUCAGCUGCAACAUCAGCUUCUCCGACUUGGACACGGGGGGAGACCAUGUGACUAAAAUUGAGGUUGUAGAGGACAAGGACUUCAAGGCACUGAAUGGUGGUAAUGCUACCCUGGUCGGCAUGGAGAACCCUGAGCGCAACAUCGAUUAUGUCAAGGCGAUGGAAGCAGCGCUGGCCGCCAAGCAGUCCCACGCUUCCACUCUCGGCCCGAUGAUCACUCUGCUUCUUCUUCCCAUCGCUUCGAGAUUCUUCUAGAAGGUUCUGGACUGUAUGCUAGCUAAGAACAUGGAGGUCUGUGAUGAGCUGAAAGCUUCAAAAGUUCGUGUUUCUAUAUGCACAGUAGUUCUGGUUCUGCUCAAACAAUUUUUUACUUGAUCGUUUUCUGUUCAUGAUUGAUGCUUCUUUUUUAAAGCGGACUCUCAUCAAAAAAGCAAUACAUAAAAUAAAAUUGGCAUCGUAUAUUCGCGUAUCAUUUUUCUUCAUUAAGCUGAGAAUCUGCUCUGAAGAAAAGCAUGAAAGAAUUCUCUUCGCUAAAAUUUUCGAUUUCAUACUGCUUCGACUACUUCUUAUUUAUUCAGACUCACUACGAAUUUGUACUAUUUAAAUUCAAUACAAAAGAUAUUUAUUGUUGAUCAUGUAAUUACACUCAUUCUUUGCUAACAACCAGGAAAGAGUUUCCACCUUGUGAUGUUACCCAUCUGAAAACUUGCUUGCAUGGUAAUGCUGUCAACUGAACAUGUUUCAAUUUGUCCGAAUAAAAUUUCUUUUCGAAA